This is a messenger RNA of Laetiporus sulphureus 93-53, 615 nucleotides long. RefSeq lists its product as uncharacterized. The transcript has 6 exons. The record is from RefSeq and is a predicted model, not a curated record. NCBI's taxonomy places the organism in Eukaryota, Fungi, Basidiomycota, Agaricomycetes, Polyporales, Laetiporaceae. The coding region runs from base 113 to 451 and encodes 112 amino acids.
GUGCACUUCCUCCCGAUCGGGACACAUUUUUGAUUGACUCACGACAAACUUAUUCCGAGAAUUCAAACAAGCACCAUAUUCUGUGGUCACAUCGAAUAGGACAGCCAUAUGCAUGUCCAGUAAAGCCUUUUCUAUAGCCACCGGCGUCGUGGUGCUCGCAAUUCUCUGGCGCAAGCUAUAUGUUCACCAUAGACCGACCACCGCGGACCUCCUGUCUACGAGGAAUCCGUCGCUCGCAGCGCUAUUACUCAGAGACGGUACAAUUCAACUGAUAGCACUACUACUACUGAACUUAUUACAGACCGCAUUGGGUUUCGUGAUCUCCACUCACUUCCAUUCUGAUCUCUCGUGUCCUCCUCAACGUCCGAGCCGCAGUGCGGUCCACGCGCGGAGAGCAGUCCCAAACGCCCUUUUUCUCCCGGUCGCGGCGUGGAGUCCGGACACAAGCUGAUGUCGAAAACAUGUCGUUCGAAUUAAACGUCCUCAGCUGCACCGAACAAGCCCCGGAGAGCGAUCGCUCUCACUCGCAAGACUCUAUGUGUUGCUGAACUGCGAAGCAUGGCAAACCGUGUCGUUACUGCCGGCGAUAAGGCUCACCAGGAUGUGAAUGAGGAA